Ipomoea nil (Japanese morning glory) is the source of this 1763-nucleotide messenger RNA. RefSeq names its product probable protein S-acyltransferase 7. NCBI's taxonomy places the organism in Eukaryota, Viridiplantae, Streptophyta, Magnoliopsida, Solanales, Convolvulaceae. The transcript is spliced from 5 exons. The record is from RefSeq and is a predicted model, not a curated record. Gene Ontology annotation, molecular function: protein-cysteine S-palmitoyltransferase activity. Gene Ontology annotation, biological process: peptidyl-L-cysteine S-palmitoylation; protein targeting to membrane. Gene Ontology annotation, cellular component: endoplasmic reticulum; Golgi apparatus. Bases 204 to 1529 code for a protein of 441 amino acids.
GGUAAACAUAGCAAUAAAAAAAGAAAAUAGUAGAGAGAAAGAGAGAGUUAUUUAUAAAAGGAAAUAGUAGUAAAUGAUAAUGAAGCAGCCGCCUUUUUCCCUUUCUUUUUCCUUUUGAGUUCCCAUUACCAUUUGACCUUUGCUGUCUUCCCCAUUUCAAUCCUCACCAUUCAAUCAACAAUUAUACCUUUCCGCUCAAAGAAAUGUAUGGGGUGGCUCCGCCGAGGAAUUCUGAUUCUGCCGGCGCCGCUGCCGAUUCUGCACCUGUUAUCCGGUCCUACCAGGCCUGGAAAGGCAGCAACAGAUUUUGCCUUCAAGGGAGGCUCAUCUUUGGACCUGAUGGUAGAUCUAUCUUUCUGACCAUAUUCCUCAUUGUUGCACCUGUUGCAGUAUUCUGUGUCUUUAUAGCUAGAAAAUUGAUGGAUGAUUUUGCUGGUGAUUGGGGGAUAUCAAUUAUGGUUGUAGUUGUUCUUUUCACACUCUAUGACUUGGUCCUCCUGCUCCUGACUUCUGCAAGAGAUCCAGGUAUUAUUCCUCGCAAUCCUCAUCCCCCUGAGCCGGAAAACUUUGAAGGGAACAAACAAGCUGGACCUGGGCAGACUCCACAGUUACGUUUGCCCCGUGUGAAGGAUGUAGAUGUCAAUGGAAUAAUUGUGAAAGUUAAAUACUGUGAUACCUGCAUGCUUUAUAGGCCCCCACGUUGCUCACACUGUUCAAUUUGCAAUAACUGUGUGGAACGCUUCGAUCAUCAUUGUCCUUGGGUUGGGCAAUGUAUUGGAUUGAGGAAUUAUCGCUUCUUCUUUAUGUUUGUUUUCUCGACAACACUCCUUUGCUUGUAUGUACAUGCAUUUUGCUGGGUGUAUAUUAGAAGGAUUAUGGACAGUGAGCAGAGUUCAAUCUGGAAAGCAAUGGCCAAGACUCCGGCCUCAAUUGUGCUUAUUAUUUAUACUUUUAUAUCUGUCUGGUUUGUUGGUGGGCUUACAGUGUUCCAUCUUUACCUCAUCAGCACAAACCAGUCAACAUACGAGAACUUUAGGUAUCGGUAUGAUCAGCGGGUGAACCCAUUUAAUAAAGGGACAAUUCAAAACUUCAUGGAGAUAUUCUGUACAAGUAUUCCUCCUUCAAAGAACAAUUUCAGGGCAAAGCUCCAGAAAGAGGCUGAGAUACAACCUCGUGUAGUAGGUGGUGGUUAUAGCCCAAACUUGGAGAAAACCAUGAGCGACAUAGAAAUGAGAAGGAAACCAGUUUGUGAUGAUGGGGUGACAAGCACUGGUGAAUUGGAAGGGCUGCCUAGAAAUGAUGAUCUCCUGGAUAAAAUUAACAAAAAAUCAGCAUCCAUAGAGCUAGAGCGAGACGGAGACGGAGAUGGGCGGAGCAUCUUACACCCUAGGCGGUCUAGUUGGGGAAGGAGAAGCCGGAGCUUGGAUCUACCACCUGAAAUUGCUGCCCUGGCAAUGGCAUCAUCAGAAUUUGGGAACUCCAAUCACACUAAUGUUAUCAGCUCAAUAACAGAAGAAGAAGAAGGGUAAGGAUAAUGGUGGAACUAACAAUAUAUCGCUUCACCCUUCAGAGAGCAAAAAGAAAAUGAACAAGAAUCAACACACAAUCCUCAAAUGUUAUGGUGGCGGCGUGUAUAUGUGUUUUAUAUUUUUCAUUAACAGAAUCUAUUAUCUUUAAAGUGUGAUUAUUCUGGUGGAACCAACCAACACUCACUCAAAUUUAAUUUUACAUCAAUAUCUACGAGUUUAUAUUGUACGGACUAA